GGCUAGUGCGUUGUCGCCAUUUUGUUAUCAGUCGUACGUCCGACAUGUCCGAGUAACUGCUAGUAUUUUUGUAGUUAUAUUUAUAAUCUGUGAGUGUGACACCAUGACUAAAAGAAAGGGGGAUUCAUCAAGCGAUUGCCCCAAGGAGAAGGGGAAGCGGAAUCGGUCGCAAGAAGAAAGAAAGGGGGAUUCAUCAAGCGAUUGCCCAAAGGGGAAGAGGAAGCGGAAUUGGUCGCAAGAAGAAACUUCAGCUCUCAUCGCGAUUUGUGGCGAAAAAUCCCACCAGGAGGGGUUUGAGGGCAUGACUUACAAUUCUCGAGUGUGGGCCUCAAUAUUAUCGAAGUUUCUACACACCUUUCCUGGGUCGCCAUACCGGACGUGGGAAAGCCUCAAGGACAGAAUAGAUUACCUCAAACGGAAGUAUAGGGAUGCUAAAAAGGAGAAUAACGCAUCUGGGCGGGGAAGGGUGAGCUCCCCGUACUACAAGGAGCUGGACGAAUUUCUGGGGAAACGUCCGAUGACAAACUGCAGGGCCUAUCACCAUGCCGAUGCUGGCCUCAGCUCUGACGAAGAAGAAGAUGACGAACAGAAUGCAUCAACAUCCCAGAGCGACACAAUGGAGCAGGUCCAAGACUAUUCAGAUGUCAUCAAUGAGGACAUGGAUGCCAUUGACGAGGUCCUUGCCACAGACGAACAGUCAACAGAUGGUGAUACCACUGCUGGACUGGAAGAUCCAGCCACAGACCCUGGCAAUUCAAAGGCCCCAAGCAAGCUGAAAGAAAAAUUCAAUGGCCAGAUGACAAGAAAGCGUCGUGGUAAAAAAUCACAGAUAGAAGAAGCCAUGGGCAGCGCUGUCUCCAAGCUCAUUGAGGCACAACAAGCCGCGAAGGACGAGACCACAAUGGCUCUCUUACAGAUGGAGAAGGAACGCUUCCAGUGGGAAAAAGCGAGAGCCGAAGAGAAGGAGCGCCGCGAAGAUCAGCAUCGGAGGGAACAGCUAGCAUUCCGGCAGCAGCAGGGUGAACAAAACAGGGCCUUUAUGCUGCAGUUAGCAACUAUCCUAGGCAACAACAGAGACCAGUACACCAACAUCGGCAGACCUUCUACUGACCAGGCCAUUCCACCAUAUGUCAAUCACAAUUCAUUUGACUUCCAACCACCCCCUCGUUUUUAAGAACAUGCAUGUAUUGAAAUUAACCUAAAACAUGACAUCCUGCUUUGUUUACGUGUGCCAGGUUGUAACGAGAAGGAAGCGAACAUGCCAAUAAAGCAUGAUGUCAUCAUGUUUUAGGUCUAAUAAAGCUGUAUAAUAUACAGCUUAUAUAUUAUACUGUGGUAGUGCCGAGACUGUAGUAAUUGUAGCAAAGAUUUAGUGUGAGUUUUCGGAAACAAGUUCUUGUGUUUUCUGUAGUUUAGUUUUCCGGUAAUUACAUGUAAUCUAUUUUUCAAGUAGUACCUCCUUAUGUGACAAUAAUGAAACAUAUGAAAUUAUAUUUAAGUUUUAACAUUAAAACGACUUGCCUUCGGUAUAUUCUUACCUUACAGUAUUAUUAUUAAGCUGCCAUAUAUUCAGGACAUGUACUAAGUUUAGUUUCAACUUUUUUUCACAUUUAAAUAUGUAUACAUUAUGUAUUUUUAAUAUAUUUUCAACUAGUUUGAAGUGGUUUAUUCAGGAGCCUUGUGCAAAGGUUACAAAAUAUGUAACAUUUAAGUUUGAUGUUACCUGUUUAGAUUUUGUUUCAUAAGUCAUGUGCAACUCUGUAACUCAAGGAACCAAAGAAGUUUUUUAAAUGCCUUUUAUUGCCAGCAGUUUGAUAGUCUGUACACUAUGGUUAAAUUUACAGGUAGGAGUACACUGAACUAAAAAGCCCGUAAAGUGCAUUUCAAAUCAAACAAAUUUCCUAGAACUAGUGAAAACUCCAAGUUUGUUUUAUUAAAAGCACAUCAUUUUAAGAAGUCUGUAACUAGUGUAAGAAAAGAGAAACUUUAUCCAGUUUAUACAUGUAUUGCAAUAUUCGCACAAUAAAAGUAUAUGUACAUGUACAUGUUUAUUUCUCAAUGUGUCUUUACCACAGGUUAUGAAAUAUAAACAGCUGGGAUUCAAA
This is a messenger RNA of Patiria miniata (bat star), 2105 nucleotides long. RefSeq lists its product as uncharacterized. The coding region runs from base 104 to 1174 and encodes 356 amino acids. The record is from RefSeq and is a predicted model, not a curated record. NCBI's taxonomy places the organism in Eukaryota, Metazoa, Echinodermata, Asteroidea, Valvatida, Asterinidae. The transcript has 4 exons.